This is a messenger RNA of Triticum aestivum (bread wheat), 4171 nucleotides long. RefSeq names its product G-type lectin S-receptor-like serine/threonine-protein kinase At2g19130. The coding region runs from base 1511 to 4039 and encodes 842 amino acids. The record is from RefSeq and is a predicted model, not a curated record. Gene Ontology annotation, biological process: protein phosphorylation; recognition of pollen. The transcript has 2 exons. Gene Ontology annotation, molecular function: ATP binding; protein serine/threonine kinase activity. Lineage: Eukaryota; Viridiplantae; Streptophyta; Magnoliopsida; Poales; Poaceae.
CCCUCUCAUUGCGGGCCCAUUCAUGAUCGCCCCGUCCGUCUCUCUCGUCUCCCACCCCUCCGCCGUUGCCUCCCAGCCUCGCCGCGGCGGCCGGAGAGAGUAUGCCGGCGAGCGAUGUUCCGCCUGCAGGCGGGCGCCGUGCGUGGCGGGGCGGAUGGGGAGCGACGCGCACCCCACCGCUACGACGACCCCGACCCGCCUCAGCUCCCGCUUCGACUCCGGCAAGCUCCAGCGCCUCUCUCAUCGACCACCUUCUCCUCCGCAGGUGAAAAGAAAAGAAAAGAUAAGGGGGUUAAACAAGGGGGCUCAAACAAAAGGAUGAAGCAGCCAGUCUAACAUGGGUUGAACUAGAGAAGGCUUCACUCUGAAACUUCUGUAGCUCAUAUGUGCUUUAAGUUUGCCAACUCUGGUUUACAGCAUUUGUUGUAUUUCUGUUUCUCUUUCGAGGGAGCUUUUGUACGUAUGUGGAAUUUGUAUUUGUAGCAUAUAACUCUCGUGUAAGUGAGGUAUUUUUUUCUGGUUUAGGUUAAUGCCUUGCUGGCUGACCUUUUGACAAAUAGCAUGCCAUGAGGGUUCUUGACACAUAUACUUGCAGUCGUAGGAGGUAUAGAAGGAAGCUCCCUCGCUGUUACUUAUUUAUGAUUUACCGACAUUGCCAAAUUACGUCUACCAUUAUUGAUGAUUUUUUUUCUAUCUCUCAAAAACAGAGUUCUAUUACUUGCUGUUCUGGGUGUUGCCAUUUCCCCUAUUAUGCCAGCCUGUCAUGCUCAUUGAAGCCAUUGCCAUGAGGGUUGGUGAGGUAAGCUUGCUGGAAGCCUCGUGAUUGACUUGACCAAUGACCAUGCUAAGUCCUCGUGAUUGACUUGACCAAUGACCAUGCUAAGUCCUCGUAGACAAGCUAAGGUACACUUAUCCUAUUCUGCUAGCCUGGGACGGUCCCCAAGCUUGUCUAAGCUUAGUUGAAUUUCAGUACUGAAGAUGUGAGUCUGAUAUUGGCACUAGCACCACCCCUUUUGGUUAAUUUGUGCUCUUUCUCUAGCUCUCUUUUUUGUGUUUUAAGUUUGCCGAGUUCAGCUCAACAUUGUUGUAUUUCUGUGGUGGCGCUUUUUAGGGGGGGGGGUGCUUUUAUUGGUCUUUUGCUAACUUGCUAUGCCUUGAAUUUACAUUUUUAAUGCUCGACCAUGCAUUGAAGCAAAUAUUUUGCAGGUUUAGAAAGGUUAUAUUCGAAGAUAUCUCUCUAACAUGUGAGGUAUAAUUUCUGGUUUGAAGCUCACUGAUUGGUGAAUAGUGAGCUUGAUGGAGGCCUCAUGAUUGACCUGACCAUGGUCCAUUGAAAGUCCUGCCUUGCAAUUAUGGUAGCACUGCAUUGUUUUUAUGGCAAUUGUGUCCCAAUGUGAACUUAAUUGACCCCAAGUGGACUUCCCCGUCAGCUUCAGCCAGCUGAACACUUGGCCUUCCAUUCUAUAUAUACAUCCACUCUUCCUCUCUAAAUUAUUCACUCUUGUUCAGCAUGCCUCCCCUCUACAUACUACUCCGGCUUCUCCUCUUGUACACUCCUCUUUGGUGCUUCUCUGCAGCUGCAUAUGAAGACUCUCUCACGGCAGGCCAAGCGCUCGCCGUCGGUGGCAAGCUCGUCUCAAGAAACGGCAAGUUCGCCCUCGGCUUCUUCCAGCCAGCAGCAAGCAACAUCAGUAAGUCGCCGUACAAUGCCACCUCCCCCAGCUCCAGCUGGUACCUUGGCAUAUGGUUCAACAAGAUCCCAGUUUUCACUAUCGUGUGGGUUGCUAAUAGGGAUCAGCCCAUCACCAACCCUAGUGUCAACCUAACACAGCUCAAGAUAUCAAGCGAUGGCAAUCUUGUCAUCGUAAACCAUGCUGCCAAAACUGAAUCCGUUGUUUGGUCCACUCACAUUGUCAAUAGGAAAACCAGUAGCAUAAACACCACCACCUCUAGCUCCAUUGUUCUCUUGAACAGUGGAAACCUUGCCCUACUCGUAAAUAGCCAAGAGAUGUUGUGGCAGAGCUUCGACUACCCAACAGAUAUCGGGCUUCCUGGCGCCAAGUUGGGCCGCAACAAGGUCACUGGUUUCAGUCACCAGUACAUAUCAAAAAAGAGUCUCAUUGAUCCGGGUUUUGGCUCGUACAUCAUUGAACUAAAAGACACCAGCGGGAUUGUCCUCAUGCGCCGCAACAACCCCCUGGUAAAGUAUCUGACUUAUGCAACCACAGGAUCAUCAUCUUUGAUACCAACACUCAAGUCAUUACUAGAUUUGAAUCCUCGGACCAAAGGUUUGAUUAAUCCAAUAUAUGUCGAUAACAACCAAGAGGAGUACUACACAUACACUUUACUGGAUGAAUCAUCAACUUCCAUGUUUGUCUUGCUAGACAUCUCUGGUCAGGUCAAGCUGAAUAUUUGGUCACAAGCCAACCAGUCUUGGCAAACCAUAUAUUCCGAGCCUGCAGAUCCUUGCAGUCCGCCUGCUACAUGCGGACCUUUCACGGUCUGCAAUGGCAUUGCACAUCCAUCCUGUGACUGUAUGGAGAGCUUCUCCCAUAAGUCACCGCAGGAUUGGGAGUUUGAGGAUCGAACAGGAGGAUGCAUCAGAAACACACCGUUACAUUGCAGCACUAGUGGUAACAACAAAAACAUGACAAGUUCAUCAGACAUGUUCCACCCCAUUGCUCAAGUUCAAUUGCCCUACAACCCGCAAAUAAUAGAUGUUGCUACCACUCAGAGCAAAUGUGAAGAAGCUUGUCUCGGUUCCUGCUCCUGCACUGCUUAUUCCUAUAGCAAUAGCAGAUGCUCUGUCUGGCACGGGGAAUUGUUUAGUGUAAAUCUGAAUGAUGGCAUUGAUAAUAAUUCUGAAGAUGUUCUUUACCUUCGCCUUGCCGCCAAAGAUUUGAUGCCAAGUUCCAGAAAAAAUAAAAGAAAACCAAAAGUCGGAGUUGUUACUGCUGCAAGUAUUAUUGGUUUUGGGUUACUGAUGCUCAUGCUGUUGUUACUGAUUUGGAGGAACAAAUUCAAGUGGUGUGGUUUGCCUUUAUACGGCAAUCAAGGUAGUGCUGGUGGAAUUAUAGCCUUCAGAUACACUGACUUAGUUAGUGCCACUAAAAACUUCUCAGAAAAGCUUGGAGGUGGUGGUUUUGGUUCUGUAUACAAGGGAAUGUUAAGUGACUCAACGAUUACUAUAGCAGUGAAAAAGCUUGAUGGUGACCGCCAAGGAGAGAAGCAAUUCAGGGCUGAGGUGAGCUCAAUUGGACUGAUCCAGCAUAUAAACCUAGUCAAAUUGAUUGGUUUCUGCUGCGAAGGCAACCAAAGAUUACUUGUGUAUGAACACAUGUUUAAUGGGUCUCUUGAUGGUCAUCUGUUUAAGAAGAGCAGUGUUGAUGCUGCCGUCCUAAGUUGGAACACCAGGUAUCAGAUAACCCUAGGAGUUGCUAGAGGAUUAUCAUACUUGCAUCAGAGUUGUCGUGAGUGCAUCAUACACUGCGAUAUUAAGCCGGAGAACAUACUUCUGGAUGCAUCAUUUGUUCCUAAAGUUGCAGACUUUGGGCUGGCAGCAUUUGUAGGAAGGGAUUUCAGCAGAAUUCUGACUUCAUUCAGAGGAACUGCAGGUUAUCUUGCCCCAGAGUGGCUUACCGGAGUGGCAAUCACACCGAAAGUUGACGUUUACGGCUUCGGCAUGGUUCUGUUGGAAGUCAUAUCUGGAAGGAGGAAUUCCUCGUCUGAAGAAUCAUACAACACUAGCAGCAGCAGUAACCAGAAUGUUAUAUAUUUCCCUGUUCAAGCCAUCAGCAAGCUUCACGGCGGAGAUUUGAAGAAUUUGGUGGAUCCACAGUUACAUGGUGACUUCAACUUGGAAGAGGCUGAAAGGGUUUGCAAAGUUGCAGGUUGGUGCAUCCAAGAUAAUGAGUUGGAUCGGCCGACAAUGGGUGAAGUGGUCCGGGUUCUCGAGGGUCAACAGGAGAUUGAUGUGCCCCCAAUGCCAAGAUUGCUUGCAGCUGUAACGGAACAAUCUGGUGCUCCAACUUUAAUGUAAUAAUAAUUCGUAGUCGAUAUUAGUAGUCUUUGUUAUUUCAGCAAUUUUCUUAAAGUUGUAUUGUGGAGAGGAAGGAAUAAAGGAAGGCAAGCUUGCAGUUGCUAAUUGGAUGUCUCUUAUUUAGGUGUUUUA